AUGACUUCGAUGGGAGACAGCAUGGGAGAAGACAGCCCCGGAGAAGACGAUAUGGUGCCAGAUCUAUGCUCCUGGUGCAGUCAACUGGACUUCGAGUCGAUUGCGAAUCUCUUCCCAAUUGAUUCAGAGAUUGCAAACCAUUCUUUUCACCAUGAAAAAGAUUACGACGCUAUUGAUUUCUUUGUCGUCGCGAAUGUUGGCUUGCGGUUUAGGACAAAAAUACCACCCCGUUGUCGGUUUUGCCAAUUUCUGCAUGAGCAGUUGCGUGAAAGUGAACUGGAUCAUACGAGUAAAGAAACUGGUGAGGGUGACGAACUUGUUGCCUUCUCACUUCGACAGAAGCUUCGUUUUAAUUUUGGAAAUGUUGCUUUGGAUGAUACAGUGCUGCUUAUUGUUCCGAAAGAAGAGCGGAGAAUAAUGAGUUUUUUCUGGUUACCAGAAACCUCGAUGUGUAUUACCCGGAACCAAGAUGCUGCCAACUAUUAUAGACCAAUCCAACCGACUGUCGACUACGAGGUCAUUCGUUCGUGGUUGAACGAAUGCAACAACCAUCACUCUAAGUGUAAAAAAGAACGACGGGAAUUCUCUCUGUCCCUCGUGGACUGUGAGAACCGGCGUAUCGUGCCCAGCGACUCAUCCACUGUAUAUCUAGCAUUGAGUUAUGUUUGGGGAGAAAUUCGUCGUUGCACUAUCGGGUCUGAUCUUAGGCUGCCAGAUGAUUUUCCGAACACCAUUGCCGAUGCGAUCACGUUCACGCUGAAUGCUGGGUACAGGUAUCUUUGGGUGGAUCAACUUUGCAUUGAUCAAAACGACCCUCGAAAGAGAUCCGAACAGAUCUCUCAGAUGGACUUGAUUUAUGGCACAGCUGAACUUACACUGGUUGCCGCGGCUGGUUUUGAUUCUUCAUUUGGCUUAUCAGGAGUGUCUAGUAGAUUGAGACCAGAAAGGCGUCUUGCAACAGUACCGGGUAAAGGGAUUGCUUCCGCUAUCCAUCAAGUGAAAGAUUUCGUAGGUGAUACAUGGUACAUAUCUAAAUCGAAGGUAUAAAGACCGUUUAUCUUUUCAAUACUCUGGAUCCACUGGCCGGUAAUCACGGAAUUGAUCUCAUUUCCUCCGUUUUAACAAUUCACAAGUCACUAAUACCAUCUUACAUAGUGGGCAUCAAGAGGAUGGACCUUUCAGGAGAGUUUUCUCUCCCGACGUCUCCUGAUAUUUACCGAGGAUCAAUUAUACUUCGAAUGUGGUAGUGUGAGGUGUUUAGAAAGCAUCAAAGUUGAAGAAGUUGGUCUUGAGAAGAGACCGCGAUUUGACGCCAAUGUCAUCGGACCGAUUUCAAAGACUCAGGCAAUGGAUCAUCAGCGCGAUGACCAUAACAUACACCAAAUGUUUUCCACUUUUGGCGAACUUAUUGAACGGUACAGUUCUCGAAAAUUUACUGAUGAGGGCGACGUUUUGAAUGCAGUCACUGGCAUCAUGAAAUAUCUGGAGCCACCUUUCAUCAAAAUAAAAGACUCUGUUUUCAUAAACGUUUCUAGCAAAACAGAAGUUGUGGUGGAUUUGAGAAGCUUUUGGGGUAUACCCCAUUUGGUCUCAUCAAGUGUGGAUCCCAAGAUUCAGAAAGCACUUCAUGCUCUCACAGUUCCUUUCCCUUGUUGGCGAAGCAGAUUCCCUAGCGAGGCUAAACGGAGGCCUCAGUUCCCUUCAUGGUCAUGGGCGGGCUGGACAAGUCCUAUAGCCUACACCAAAUAUUCUUAUACGGGCUACAAGAAGGUCUUACUGGAAGAUAUUCAAUUCGAAAUAGGAGAUUCCAGAGUAUCUGCCAGUAAAUGUGGGAAUGGGAGUUUGCAACACAACAUAUUACGAAAGGACCAAAAGCCACGUAUUCACCUUAACAUGGUCAUAUUGCCUUCGGACUUCUUCCAUCAUCGCACCUCCCAUACGUGGGUUAUUGAAAUAGGAAAUGUCUACUAUGAUCGUGGUUCAUUUGCCGAAGAACACAAAUUUCAAUGGAGUUUCAUGGACUUUUACACUGCUAGACUUGAGAUCAACGGAGUAUUCGAUUCCAGUGACCCUCUAGAUGACUCACAUGUAUCUGAUAUCCUGGAGCGAACCAAGUCUGGGAAUCUAGUAAUGGGUUUGGUUGGAAAUUUUGGAAGUAGCUCGUCGAAUAGAUACAUUGUAAUCCUUCUCCUACAACGAACUUCGGAUUGUUAUGAGAGGGUGGGUAUCAUGCAUGUCUAUUGUAUUAAGGGUUCCUGGGGGGGUCAAAUGGAGGAUCCAGACAUUUCAAUGCAACAGGCGUUUGACAGUAUAUCUUCAAAGGUGGAUCUGCAGAAGAAAACUUGGAUAUGCCUAGAAUGA
Messenger RNA from Hymenoscyphus albidus, 2361 nucleotides. The record is from the annotation of a GenBank genome assembly. NCBI's taxonomy places the organism in Eukaryota, Fungi, Ascomycota, Leotiomycetes, Helotiales, Helotiaceae.